Molecule: messenger RNA, 6582 nt
Organism: Cyprinodon variegatus (sheepshead minnow)
Lineage: Eukaryota; Metazoa; Chordata; Actinopteri; Cyprinodontiformes; Cyprinodontidae
Gene: kcp
Product: kielin/chordin-like protein
Exons: 42
Coding region: 206-6127 (1973 amino acids)
Molecular function (GO): protein binding
Source: RefSeq, a predicted model, not a curated record
GAAAGAGAGUGAGACUUCAGAGCAGUGACGUCCUGCCUGUAUCCAGAUGUUUCAUGUUUUCGCCUCGCGCGCUCUCUGGAGAGAUCACUGAGAAGCGCUGGGAAGGGCUUAUAUGACCCUAAUGCAUCAGAUCGGAUAAAAAGGACAAUGAGCAACAGAACCGUCGCAUAAAGUGUUCGGAUUGUGCUCCAUGUUGUUGUGAAGAAUGGAAAGCAGCAAACCGAGGACGGUGCUGCUGCUGCUGCUCCACUUCCUGUGGUUUUCUGCGAUGUCUUUGCAAGGACAGUCUGCGCCCAGUCUGGAGAAUGCAAUUGACCUUCUAGGAGCUCUAAACUUAUCUCAGCAUAGAGGUGGUGUUUCCAGACUGCAGAGUCAAAGCGGCCCGAUGUAUAAGAUCCGUUCAAAAGCAGCCCCCCUGAUCCUUCCUGAGGAAUACUCCAGCUUCCUGCACUCCAACUUUCAAGGCAGCAUCGCUGUGCAUUUGGUUUUACGUCAGGCAUCAGGAUCCAGUGCUACCCUCUUUUCUCUCUCCACAGCAUCCGCUCCCAUCCUCCAAAUCAUCUCCUCCACCAUCAAUAACUCUCUGCAUUUGGACUACUACUCUGCUGGAGUGUUACUUUCCAGCUUUCCUUUUCCGAGGACAAGUCCUGCCUCUGGGGGUAAAUGGGUAAAGCUGGCUGUGAGCCUGGAACCGGAGAGAUUGGUGUUUUAUGCCAAUUGUCAAGAAGCUGUUGUUAUAGGAAUGAAAAGUGGAGAAAGGGUCAGGUUGGACGUUCCACAUGAUGUUGUAAUUGCUGUUGGGAGCACACCAGGAAAACAAGAUGGCAAAUUUAAUGGAUAUCUGAAAAUAGCCGAAUUAUCACUGAAACCGUAUGUGAGCCGUCCGUGGAGCUGUGACAACAUUACAGAUGACCUGCCUCAGUCUCAUAACAAAGACACACAUGGUCCAAAUUUCCCUGCUGAAACCAACCAUAUGUUCCACCAUGAUACCUCACCCAGUAAACAUCAAACAGACCACAGGCCACAGGAGCAAACAGACUAUAAUACCAGGGACAUCCAGGGAGAUCAGCAGCACAGGCCUGCAGUGCUGGGGCCUCCAGCCUCUCCUCAUGGAGCCUACCAGGAACUGACAGUUGACAGGCUGGAGAGGCUGGUGAGCACAGUGGAAGAGAUGGCUCGUAUGCUGGACAUGGUCAAAGCUCAGAAUGUGGAUCUACUAUCCCGCGUGACAUACCUGGAAGGAUGUGAGUGUGUGAAGCAUCGAUGCGUAUGGGAGGGACAUGAAAUGGAAGAGGGACAACGAUGGCAGAGUGACCCCACGACUAUGUGUUUGUGUUCAUCUGGAAAGGUCACUUGCAAAACCGAGAACAAAAAUACAGGGUGUCAUCCAGAUUGUAGAGUUCACAACGUAUCCUAUAACAUUCUUGAUGGCUGCCAGACAUGCUCGUGUAAGGGUGGUAACAGGGACUGUUCACCUCAGCCAUGCCCCCCAGAUGACUGCACAGUGUCACCAACUGCAGACUGCAAACAAGGUUGUACCCAUUUUGGUGUCAGGUAUGACAAUGGAGCUGAGUGGAGGUCAGCAGAGAAUGCCUGUGAAGUGUGCACUUGCUUGGAUGGUCAGGUUAGCUGUGCGAUGCAGCAGUGCCAUAUCCCUUGUGAAAAUCCUGCACCUCCUCCCCCUGAUAGCUGCUGUCCAGUUUGUCACGACUGCAAUGUAAAUGGACAUUACUACCCUAAUGGAGCUGUGAUUCCCAGAGACCCCUGUCAGGAAUGUAGAUGUGCGGAUGGAAAUAUGGUGUGUUCAAUGAUUCAAUGCCCUCAUUUGACUUGUCACAACCCUGUACAUCAUGCCGGUGACUGUUGCCCUCGAUGUGACACGUGUGAAUAUGAGUCAGUGGUCUAUGUGAAAGGCCAGACGUUCACCUCCUCGGUUGACCCCUGCCUUCACUGCCGCUGCUCUGAUGGUGAGGUGUCCUGUGAACGAAGGGGGGGCUCUUGUCCUGCACCAGACUGCAGUCAUCCAGCAAAGAGGACUGGACAAUGUUGUUCUGAGUGCAAAGAUUGUGAGUUUGAUGGGAACGUGUAUGCUAAUGGAGAAGAGUUUUCCCCCGCUGGGAGAGGACCCUGCCUGCAGUGCAGGUGUAAGGAGGGGAAUGUGGCUUGCUCUGAUGUAAGAUGCCCCCCUAUCCGAUGUACCAAUCCCAUCAGAAAUCCUCGUCAAUGUUGUCCAGUCUGCAAAACAUGUGUGCAUGAGGGGAUAGAAUAUGAAGAAGGCUCCAGUUGGCAAGUAGACAGUACUUGUUCCAGCUGCACCUGUGUAAAUGGGGAGAGCUUAUGUACAAACACCCAAUGUCAACCGGAAUGUGAGCAACCCAGCAACAAUAAAGGUUCCUGUUGUGGAAAUUGUGAUAGCUGUACUUACAACCAUCAAGUUUACAGCAACGGGCAGAGAUUUACGCCCCCCGACCAGCCUUGCAACACAUGCACCUGUUUGCAUGGCAGUGUUCACUGUGAGAGACAACCCUGUCCUCUACUAAACUGCAUCAAUCCCUACACCCCUCCUGGAGAAUGCUGUCCUAAAUGUCCAGACUGCUUUGUUGAAAACCGCAUCUAUGUGAAUGGGGAGUCUUUUCCUAACCCCGCGAAUGAGUGUGAGGAGUGUACAUGUGUUAAUGGAAGGAGUGCUUGUCAUCAAACACGCUGCCACGAACCUCGAUGUAAUAACCCUGUGCCUGGACCGUGCUGUCGGAAUAACUGCAAUGGCUGCAGCUAUUCUGGAGAAGAGUAUCCCAAUGGACACAACUUUCCUCAUCCAACAGACAAAUGCAGGACAUGCACAUGCACAAAUGGGAAUGUCCAAUGUCUAAUGAGGAGAUGUCCACCACUGCAAUGCUCUGCUCCUUCUAUGGUCCGUGGAGAAUGCUGCCCCCAGUGUCCAGAUUCUCCAUCAGACUGCGUGUUCGAGCGAAGGUCUUACAAACACACAGAGAGUUUCUCCCACCCGACAGACAGCUGCCAAACAUGCAACUGCAACAAUGGGACCGUUCGAUGUCAGCACAGGCCCUGUCCUUUUGAGCCAUGCUCUCACCCCAUCACACGUGACUGCUGCCGGACCUGUGAACGCUGCUUGUACCAGGAUCGAGAAAGAGCCAAUGGAGAGACAUGGAACGAUCCCUCAGACCCGUGUACGGUCUGUGUUUGUCAACAUGGUUCUGUGCGUUGUGAGAGGAAACGCUGUCCAGAUUCUAACUGCAACCAUCCAGUUAGGGAGGACUGCUGCAUGUCCUGUCAUGGAUGUACACAUAAUGGUAGAGAAUAUCCUGAUGGCUCAGAGUUUCCAAAUGACAGUGACCCAUGUAGUGUGUGUCACUGUCAUGGAGGAGAUAUCACCUGCGCAAAGUUAAUUUGUAAUGAAGAUUGCAGCCACCCUUACAAAUCAGCUGGACAAUGCUGUGGAGAAUGUGACCGGUGCCUCUAUAAUGGUGCAGUCCUUCUAAAUGGACAGUCCAUUCCUGACCCAGGAAACGCUUGUUCUCGAUGCACAUGUCAGAGAGGUGACGUGUCGUGCACGGCCAUACAAUGCCGUUCUCCACCAUGUGCGCACCCAGCUCUGGAUGCCUGUGGAUGUGGAGUCUGUGAUGGAUGUAACUACAGAGGGCAGAGCUAUUACAGUGGAGAGCAAUUCACACAUCCUGAAGACCGCUGUCAGAGCUGCUUCUGUCAGAACGGUGAUGUAGUGUGUGCCAAAGCCCUGUGUGGACCCGUUAAUUGCCAGUACCCAGUGACUCCUCCAGGGGAGUGCUGUCCUGUAUGCCCUGAGACGUGUUUCUAUGAAGGUGAAGAGUAUCAGUCAGGCUCUACCUUUACACCACCCUCUGAUCCCUGCUCUACAUGUUACUGUCUGAAUGAGAUGGUGACCUGUGAGAGGAGGUCUUGUCGAGUUCAGUGUUUGCAUCCUGUUCCAUCUGGUACUUGUUGUCCUGAAUGUGAUUCCUGCCUCUAUGAAGGUGUCGUGCACUCUAAUGGUCACACAUUCACAUCCUUAUCCAAUCCCUGUGAGCGCUGCACUUGUUUUAGAGGAACAGUUUCCUGUGGUCCUCUCAACUGUCCAUUGACGCGAUGUGAACGCCCUGUUCUAGAGCCAGGAGAGUGCUGUCCCCAUUGCACAGAGUGUGUGGUGAAUGGAUUCACCUAUUAUGAAGGACAAUCAUGGACCUUGGGUUCAGAUCCCUGCUCAACUUGUACCUGCCAGAAAGGUAAGGUGGAUUGUGUACCUCAGGAGUGUCCCAGCUUGUCCUGCCCUCAUACGGUGACUGAUCCAGGUUCCUGCUGUCCCCGCUGUAGAGGUUGCGUGUAUGAAGGACAGGAUCAUGAAGACAGCAGCAACUGGUUAGCAAAUUCUACCCCCUGUACAACUUGUAUGUGUGUAAAUGGAGUGACCACCUGCUCUGAAGUAAGCUGUGUAUCUCCUUGUGCCAACUUAAUCACAAUGCCUGGGGAGUGCUGCCCAGUGUGCGCCGAUUGCGUAUUUGAGGGCAGAGAGUAUGCUCCAGGGGAGAGUUUCCAUCCUGCCAAUGAUCCCUGUCAGGUCUGCUCAUGUGAGGUGAUGCCAGAUGGAGAGCACCAUCUGAAGUGUUAUAGAGAGCAAUGCCCCUGUUUGGUGGACUGUCCCAAAGGUCACAUCUUACAUCCUGGACCAGAUUCCUGUUGUCCUGUCUGUGCACAACCACUCACUAACUGUACAAGCACAGAGAUUGGCAACGAGCUGUUGGCAGCAAAUGACCCCUGCUUCACCUGUCAAUGCAAGGAACUGACUUGGACCUGCCUGCAUCAGACCUGUCCAGUGCUCAACUGCCCUUAUGAUGAUCGCUUCACUCCCCCAGAUUCCUGCUGUCCUGUGUGCAAAGAUUCAAGGGAGUCUUGUUUGUACCAAGGAACUAUGUAUAAAUCCGAUGAACAAUGGGAGGUGGAUGAAUGUACCAGCUGUACAUGUGUGUCGGGAGACGUCCACUGUCGGAGUCAACGCUGCCCUGCUUUCAGCUGUGCACCAGAUGAGAUGCCAGCAGUCGUUCCAGGUUCAUGCUGUCCACGUUGCCUUUCUCGUCCAGCAACCUGCAUAGCUUUCGGUGACCCUCACUACCGCACCUUUGAUGGACGAAUGUUUCAUUUCCAGGGGACGUGCACGUAUAUCUUAGCAAAAGACUGUAAAAGUGAAGACUUUAGUGUUCUUGUUACAAAUGAUGAUCGUGGGCGUAAAGGAGUGUCCUGGACCAAGGAGGUGACGGUCUUUAUAAGCCAUGUCACUGUACAGCUGCUCCAGGAAUUUGUUGUGAAGGUGAAUGAGGAGGUGGUGUCAUUGCCUUUUCUUAUGGAGCCAUAUCUCUAUAUAGAGCAGCAAGCCAACACUGUCCUACUCAACACUAAUAUUGGAUUAAAGGUGCAGUGGAGUCCCCGUUCACACCUUGAAGUCAGCGUGCCAGGCUCCUAUGAGGGUCACACCUGUGGUCUUUGUGGAAACUUCAACAAGUAUCCGCAGGAUGACUUUAAAAUGUCCACCGGCCAAAUCUCCACAUCAGAGUCGGAGUUUGGCAACAGCUGGAGGAUGACAAGUGGAAACCUUUCAGUCUCCUUGUGUCGUCCCGGAGAAGACAUUAAUCCCUGCAAAAGUGCAGGAUUCCAGGCCAGGAAAGGAGCCAACACCCGCUGUAAGGUUCUCAAGUCUGCACUCUUCAAGCCCUGUCACAGUGUUGUUCCACCUGAACCAUGGUAUGGAGCCUGCGUCUAUGACCAAUGUGCUUGCGGGGCAAACACAGAUGAGUGUCUGUGUGACACACUGGAGGCCUACGCCAGCCAGUGCAGAGAAGCAGGAGUCAUCCUGCAGUGGAGGAGCGCAUCACUGUGUGCUGUGGGCUGUCCUGUAGAGAGGGGCUUUGUGUUUGAUGAGUGUGGCCCUCCGUGUCCUGUAACGUGCUUUAAUGUGGACGUACCACUGGGGGUGAUAGAGAGCCACUGUUUCAAGCCCUGCAUCCCCGGCUGCCAGUGUCCUGCUGGUCUGGUUCUCCACAACAACUACUGCAUUCAGCCAGAGAAGUGUCCCAAGAUCAUUCAUGGCAGCCCCCAGUGAUGCUCCAACCGCUCAGCUACUGAUGAGCGCCUGAUGAUUUGCACAAAGGCACGCUCAGCUGCUUCUCUGUUCAACCUCAGAAUAUACACAAAAGAUAAGGGUGCUUUAUUCAACAGAUGUUAACAUAAUGACUAAAGAAAAAUAUGUUUUUACAAGCACUGAGUAUUUAAACCACACAUACCUUUCAAAUGUAUUGUUACACAUUUAUAAGAUAUUUUCUAUAAAUAUGCAAAAGUAUAUUUAGUUAAAAAUGUGCAAUGUCUGACUGUAUGUAGAAUAAUCUCAGGUUCAUUUCAUUUUAUAAUUCUGAAAUAAACUAAAUCACGACAAAUGUUUUAGUUUUCCUGUUGAUUUAUGCGUAUAUUGCUUUCCAGGGAUCAAUGCAUUCCUGAUAUUCUGCUUCCUAAAUGUUAUUGAGAAAAGAUCCCUUUCAGACACUAGGAAGGAAAUUUGAC